Molecule: messenger RNA, 228 nt
Organism: Lodderomyces orthopsilosis Co 90-125
Lineage: Eukaryota; Fungi; Ascomycota; Pichiomycetes; Serinales; Debaryomycetaceae
Exons: 1
Coding region: 1-228 (75 amino acids)
Biological process (GO): vacuole fusion, non-autophagic
Molecular function (GO): endopeptidase inhibitor activity
Source: RefSeq, a predicted model, not a curated record
AUGUCCGACGAUAAAGGUUACAUCGUUACUUUGAAAGAUGACACUUCCGACAAAGAAGCUGAAUCAAUCAAGAGCAAAAUUAAAGACUUGGGUGGUAAAAUCACCAAUGAGUUUAGUUUGAUUAAGGGAUUUUCCGUCAAAUUGCCAAAGAUUCAUGCUGAUGCUUUACAUAAGGAACAUCCAAAGAUUGCUAGUGUUGAAGAAGAUAAGGAAGUACACACUCAGUAG